AUGAUUUUGCUUGUUUUAUCUCGGUUCAGUUUCACAACAAUCACCAACUUGAAUAUGCUGAUUUUCAAGCCUCUCGUCAUAUCACUGGGCGUUGCCGGAGCAUACGCUGCUACUGCCACAACAUCUGCGCAGACAUCAUCCGUCACCGGGUGCCACAACCAUGGCUCAAGCAUAUAUUGUAUCAAUGGAGAAGGCCAAGAGGUUUUAGUAUCGGCAUCAUCUACCCCUACAACUGGGGUGCCAGCACAAUAUACCGGUUGCCAUUCUCAUGGCAGCGAAUCAUACUGUAUGGAUGCAGAUGGAAAUGAUGUUCUCAUAGGAGAAGGGGCUGCAGAGGAGAGUAGUGAUGAGCACAGUGAUCACGAUCACGAAGAAUCUUCUAGUGGGACUGAACAGAAUUGUCACUUCCAUGCUGGUGUUGAACACUGUGUCGGCUCAGGUGAAUCAGAAAACAGCCAUGCAUCAUGCAGCGUCCAGACAAGAGAUUACGACAUACCUUUGCGCAUUGGAACAUUGUUCGUUAUCCUUGUAACGAGCGCGAUCGGUGUUUUUGCGCCUAUUCUUCUAAUGAAGCUUCCAUUCGCCACUAUCAACGGUGUCGUCUCAACCGUUAUCAAACAGUUUGGAACCGGCAUCAUUCUAUCUACGGCCUUUGUCCACCUAUACACACAUGCGAAUCUUAUGUUCACCAACGAGUGUCUGGGUGAGCUAGAUUAUGAAGCUACAACAUCUGCGGUCGUGAUGGGUGGUAUUUUCCUCGCCUUUUUGCUGGAGUACAUUGGCCACAGAAUCAUUGUUGCCCGCAACAGCAAGACUGCCGCGGAAACUACCGAGGUCGAAUCCCAGCCCACACACCAUAAGGGUCAUUAUAACGAAUCUCCCGAGCAGCCUCAGCAGUCUACUCUGGCUUGCCUUGGGCACAGUCACGGAAACUCUGAUCCUACACAACCCGCCAACAAAUUUUCUGUGCUCGUCAUGGAAGCAGGUGUACUGUUCCACAGUAUUUUGAUUGGUCUCACUCUGGUUGUUGCUGGGGACUCCUUCUACAAGACACUUCUGGUAGUCAUCGUCUUUCAUCAAUUUUUUGAGGGAUUGGCGCUCGGUGCUCGUAUUGCAACCCUUCCCGGUGCCAUCUUCCCUUCUAAAGUCGGGAUGGCGGCGGCAUUCGCAUUGAUCACACCCAUUGGAAUGGCAAUCGGGCUUGGUGUUCUGAACUCUUUCAAUGGAAACUCUCGGGGUACCUUGAUUGCUCUGGGAACACUGGAUGCGCUUUCCGCUGGUAUUCUAGUGUGGGUUGGUGUCGUUGAUAUGUGGGCUCGGGAUUGGGUGAUCGAAGGGGGCGAGAUGUUGAAUGCAACAAUAGGAAAGGUCUUGACUGGUGGUAUUUCUCUGAUCACUGGAAUGGUUCUGAUGGGAGUCUUGGGGAAAUGGGCUUGA
Penicillium salamii is the source of this 1437-nucleotide messenger RNA. The record is from the annotation of a GenBank genome assembly. NCBI's taxonomy places the organism in Eukaryota, Fungi, Ascomycota, Eurotiomycetes, Eurotiales, Aspergillaceae.